This is a messenger RNA of Struthio camelus australis, 3047 nucleotides long. The record is from RefSeq and is a predicted model, not a curated record. NCBI's taxonomy places the organism in Eukaryota, Metazoa, Chordata, Aves, Struthioniformes, Struthionidae.
UCUGUGAGGUCCCGGGGCACGUGCGUGCUCUCUUCCCCAGCAGGGUGAAGAUGAAGUAGUGCUCUGACCAUGGACCAUGACGCCCCCACGAUCAGGCCCCGCCGCAUCCAGAACCAGAACGUCAUCCACCGUCUGGAGCGCCGACGGAUCAGCUCGGGCAAAGCCGGCACCCACUGGCACCAAGUCCGCGUCUUCCACCAGAACGUCUUCCCCAACUUCACCGUGGUCAACGUGGAGAAGCCCCCCUGCUUCUUGCGAAAGUUCUCCCCUGAUGGGCGCUACUUCAUCGCCUUCUCCUCCGACCAGACCUCCCUGGAGAUCUAUGAAUAUCAGGGCUGCCAGGCAGCAGAAGACCUUCUGCAAGGCUAUGAGGGAGAGAUCCUGGCCAACGGCAACGACCAAAGAUCUGUCAACAUUCGGGGGCGGCUCUUUGAACGCUUCUUUGUCCUGCUCCAUAUCACCAAUGUGGCCUCCAAUGGCGAGCACUUGAACCGCGAGUGCAGCUUGUUCACAGACGACUGUCGGUAUGUGAUUGUCGGCUCUGCUGCUUACCUGCCUGAGGAGCCUCACCCUCCCUUCUUUGAGGUUUACCGCAACAGCGAGUCUGUGACCCCUAAUCCCCGGUCCCCUUUGGAAGACUAUUCCUUGCAUAUCAUAGACCUCCACACAGGCAGACUCUGUGACACAAGGACAUUCAAAUGUGACAAAGUCAUCCUGUCUCACAACCAGGGCCUGUACCUUUAUAAAAACAUCUUGGCCAUUCUCUCUGUGCAGCAACAGACUAUUCAUGUCUUUCAAGUAACACCUGAGGGUACUUUCAUUGAUGUACGGACUAUCGGCCGCUUCUGCUAUGAGGAUGACCUCCUGACUCUGUCUGCGGUGUAUCCUGAGGUGCAGCGGGACAGUCAGACAGGGAUGGCCAACCCCUACAAAGAGCCUUUCAUAAACUCUUUGAAGCAUAGGCUGCUGGUGUACUUGUGGAGAAGGGCAGAGCAGGAUGGAAGUGCCAUAGCAAAAAGAAGGUUCUUCCAGUACUUCGAUCAGCUGAGGCAGCUCCGCAUGUGGAAGAUGCAGCUUUUGGAUGAGAAUCAUCUAUUUAUCAAAUAUACUAGUGAAGAUGUGGUUACGCUGCGGGUAACAGAUCCUUCACAGCCUUCAUUCUUCGUUGUGUACAAUAUGGUGACCACAGAGGUUAUUGCCGUAUUUGAGAAUACAUCUGAUGAGCUGCUGGAGCUGUUUGAGAACUUCUGCGACCUCUUCAGGAACGCCACCCUGCACAGUGAGGCGGUCCAGUUCCCCUGCUCAGCUUCCAGCAACAACUUUGCCAGGCAGAUCCAGCGCCGGUUCAAAGACACUAUUGUGAAUGCCAAGUAUGGAGGGCACACGGAGGCCGUGCGGAGGCUGCUGGGCCAGCUUCCGAUCAGCGCCCAGUCAUACAGUGGCAGCCCCUACCUUGACCUCUCCCUCUUCAGCUAUGAUGACAAGUGGGUGUCAGUCAUGGAGCGGCCCAAGACCUGCGGUGAUCAUCCUAUAAGAUUUUACGCUCGUGAUUCUGGCCUCCUGAAGUUUGAAAUCCAGGCAGGACUCCUGGGGCGACCCAUCAAUCACACAGUGCGACGCCUGGUUGCGUUCACCUUCCACCCCUUCGAGCCCUUUGCCAUCUCGGUGCAGCGCACUAACGCAGAGUACGUAGUUAACUUCCACAUGAGGCACAGCUGCACGUAGUGCAAAACGUAGCUGGGGCAGCUGCUCUCCUCAGGUCUGGGCCUCUGCCACAGACACACCAAAGCCAGACACUCAUGCCUUCUAGGAAACCAAACCAUCGCUCACGUCAAGAAACCUGACCUGGGAGCUCCUACCAACCAGCGUCUCACCGGCCCGUCAGCUGUGGAAGGUCAAUCCACUGAAGUUAGGCCUGUGAAUGUUUCUCCUGAUUCCAUCCAUUCAUGCUGCAGAGGUUUCUGUUGCAUUAAGCACUGUUGUUGAUCCCUGUUCUUACUGAUGAACAAAGCGUAGCUGAAAUUCCCAUCUUGGUUUCCCAAAGGCACACCUGUUUUUCUCUCCUGUUAUAUGUCUUAGGAUGGCAAAGAUGGAGCUUUGCAAUGCGUGGAGUGCUCCCUUCUGCACUGAUGCUCUUCUACUUUGUUGAGGCAAACAGCCUGUCUUAGAGGGAUUGGAUAGAAGCCAUGGUGGGGGCUUAGAAAUAUAGCUACCCAUGUUUGUACCUUGAAUAUUACUAGAGAAGUGAAAUCCUGUUCUCAUCCACACAGUCUACUCACAUGAUUUUAAUAUGCAAGAAGUUAGGAAAGGUAGGUCUGAGAAAUCACUGGAAUUAGGAGAGUUGAGGUGUUUUCCUGACUCUUAUGCAAGUCACUUAAUCUUUGUGCCUUAGUUUCUGUAAAGCCCCUCAGUGAAAGGUGGUAUGUUAAUACCAGAGAGCCAGGGCAGCUGACUGUGUCUGUAGCGUAUGAGGAGGUGGGCACAGCAGAGAGAUGGGUGGUCGAGAGGGGUGUGGGGAGCAACAGCAGCUCCUUCUCCAUGUCAAAGGACUCCUUUCUGCAGAAAGGAAUUAUAUCCUUGUGGGCAUCUGCCGAUUCUGCUGCUAAGGGGAAGGGAGACUUAGCUGCUGGCACCGGUCUUCAUGUUGGCCAUGUGAACAUGGAGAAUUAGUAGCGUUUGGGUUUCCCCAGAAAGGAGGGAGGAGACCUGAAUUUGCAUUGCUGCAAGUUUGCAGUUGAGACUUUGACUUAGGUUGCUUAUGUAUCCCUGUUUGAUAUGCUGUUCUCUGUGAGAACCUGAUUUGCUGUGCCCAGGCUUCAAAGCACAGCUGGCUGGUGCAUCAUAUUUGGCUUGAUGCAGACUGGACCGCUGCAGCACCUGUGCUGUCUAUAAAUAAGCUCCUGGAUGUGAUCUUACAUACCACUGUGGGCUGGUGGGGAUGCCGUCCUGCCCUCCUCUGUUAAAAAUGUAGUUUUCAGUUGUUGAUUAACACUUGGAUUUUGCCACACACGGGUUGGUUUUAGGACUGCGUGCUGCCAGUCAUUGCA